Hippocampus zosterae (dwarf seahorse) is the source of this 5309-nucleotide messenger RNA. It is a transcript of the gene layna, whose product is annotated as layilin a. Gene Ontology annotation, molecular function: hyaluronic acid binding. The record is from RefSeq and is a predicted model, not a curated record. The transcript has 8 exons. Bases 1944 to 3428 code for a protein of 494 amino acids. Lineage: Eukaryota; Metazoa; Chordata; Actinopteri; Syngnathiformes; Syngnathidae.
GUUUGCCGUCUUUGUUCAGGAGUAGUCGAUUGGAAGUACUGAAUAAGAAUGGGAUGUGCUGCAGGUGUAUCUAAUGCUGUUGGUGUCGAGUGGCUACGUCACACCGCGUUCAUCAUCCUCAACAGUUUCCGUUAACAACUGGUCGUUUAUCAAACCGCAAACAAGAAUGCACCGUGAAGUUACUACAAGGUUCCAUUAAAAGGCUUUCACGUUUGCUGAUGGAACGUUCCGACUCUCCUUUCGGGUCACCGACUCGAGGCUUGUUUCCAGCUCGUCUGCUCGGGCCUGCGCAUUGCGGACACCGCGUCUGGUGGCGUGCCAGCAUCCAUUAUUCAAAUCUAAUUUAGUGGAAAUUAUUUUUUGGCACAUGGUGCAGUUUUGUAUGUCUCUGUGGUGCAAAUCAGAAGCACUGGUCAUUGUUUUGUGUGCGUGCGUCCGCUGCAUUACAAAAGAUGCAGAGGCAAGUUUACGGCCUCGGAGGAGCUUAUUUGACUUGAUCAGCUGACCAUUAUGCUAUCAUGGUUUGACUCAGUGGGAAAAAAAAGUACACUUGGCAAUUCUGCCUAUUGGCUAAACGUCCAACGUGUGGUAAAUUUUCCUUCUGAGUUUCUUUGACACGGGGCACCGUCCACCCGCCUCUUGCGUGCGUGUGGGCGACCAGUGAUGUACGGGGAGCAUCCCCGCGGGAGCAUUCAUCUGGAUUCCCUUUAACUAAUUAGGACGGAGGGAAGAGGAGGUCAACGGGAUGGCCCGAGACAGAGCAUGUGAGAGCGGGAGUCUUAAUUGAAUGAAAGCCCCUUCUGCUCUCAGAUGUUGUAAACAAGAAGGGCUCAGUUACCCAACCCACUUGUCUUCUGCUUAAUUGCCCACCUGCUAACCUCAACGUGACACCCUCCCAUGUAAACCCCAGACUGGAAUCAAUCAAACAUAAAGGGAUUAGCAGCUGCAGCAAUUCUGCCUCGUUGUCCACGUUCCUCGCCAGCCCACACAGCAGAUUCCUGAUGAAGCAUCCCGCUUGCUCAAACUUCGGCUGAUCUGUCUCUGUGCUGCUCCUAAAUCAACCUUAUGGGCCAUUUUAGAAAUUACUCCCAUCACGAAGUGCAUACAUUUCCCUUUCCUCCAUUUGUGCUGAGAAAAGUGCGAGCGGCGUCAAUAGCUGCUGAUCCUUGUUAUUAUCCGAUUGGCAAGUUCCGAGAGGAAUGUUCAGAAACUUGCCGCACUCUGGCUCGUCCCGCUGAUGGAUUGACAUUUCUGAGUUUGAGGUGCAAAAUAAACGUGAAAGGAACAGUCGGACAAGCGCUUGUGCACGAUUUGUUCGUGUGAAACUGGUCACAUAUUCACUAAAAGCACAAUGCGGGAAAAACACAUCCACUACACUGCACACAUUAAAACUCAUUCAGUACCAGCCAAUUCUGGACCAAGUCUGAAAAGACGUUUAAAAACGUCUUUGGGAGUGAAUGAGUUAACACGAAAAUCGGGCCUAAUGAAAUUAAAGCUGAUUAUUUUCACGUAACACCUUGGUAAUGAUAAUCCCCUAAAGGACCCGUCAUAAAGCCAAGAGUGAAAUCUGCCUGGUGUCAGCUUUUACAAUGAGAAGCACUUGCGUGAUUAGAUGUCUCUGCGAUCAAUGCCGCUUCUUCUGACGAUCAUUAAGACUGCUCUUAACAUAUUACAGCCCCCUCCCUAACACGCACUGCCCCGCCCCCGCCCUUCUCAUCCUCUCUUCCUCGCUCCUCCUUUCUUGACACACACGCACGCACACGCAAACAUCAGCCUGCAACACACACAAGAGGACCUCUGACUCUUUAUUUCUUCACUUCAACUACAUUUUUUUGGGGAGGGGGGGCACUUGGAGCAUCCAAUCGCUCUGGCAAGUAUUGGUUGACGAUGUGCUGAUUUUGUCACAGUGAUAUGACAAACUAAGUCACGAGAACCAAAGUCAGAUGCCAGAAACCAUGGAGCGGCUCGCCAUCCUCUGUCACCUCAUGAUUUCAUGUUUCCAUCCAUCAGGAGCCACAAGCCUCAUUACAGCGGAUCUUUUUGAAAGUCGAGGUCAGCGUCUGUGCAAAGCGGGUAACGGCAGGCCGUGUUACAAGCUGGCCUAUUUCUCCGAGCUGCGGCGAAGGCUGAAUUUCGGGGAGGCCGACCUGGCAUGCCGCCGGGAUGGCGGCCAGCUUCUCAGCGUGGAGUCGGCGUCCGAGCAGAAGAUCGUCGAGCAACUCAUUACGGAUCUGAGGCCCACCGAUGGAGACUUCUGGAUCGGGCUGCGGCGUAACCACGGAGAUGAGGACAGCAGCGGUGGCGGCGGUGGCGACUGCUCGUCGCAGUACCACUGGUUGGACGGCACAAAGUCUACAUUUAGGAAUUGGCACUGGGAUGAGCCAUCAUGCGGCUACGAGGUGUGCGUGGUGAUGUAUCAUCAGCCGUCCGCUCCACCGGGGCUGGGAGGUCUCUACAUGUUCCAAUGGAAUGACGACAACUGUGAAACCAAGCAUAAUUUCAUCUGCAAAUACACAGCAGACAAGUCAGCUGAUCCCUCUCCUCCAAACUCCACUCAUGCAGACACCUUUCCCUCAUCUGUGCCGUGGAAUCCAAAUAACCACAACGCAAAGAGGAGCACAGCCCUGAAUGUGAUCUAUAUCAUCAUCCCCACCAUUCCGCUCAUUCUGCUGCUGCUGACGGUGACGGGCGUCUGCUGCUUCAAAAUGAUCAUCACCCGACCAACGAAUGAGAAAAAGUCAGAAGUACCCGGGACAGAGCCUGGUGCCCGUCCCAGCCCAUCCCCAACUGACGUCUACAAUGUGAUUCGCUCCCAGAAGGACGAUGACUUGGUAUCGGGGCGCCCCCACACCAAAAACACGUCCUUUCUUUGCUCGUCCCCCGACACCCCCACGGGGGAUUACGACAACCUGGGGGGCCGCGACACCGAGAGCGGCUUCGUGACUCUCGCCAGCACUGAGAGUUCCUUCCUCAACUUCGACCUCAACGACCUCAGCUUGGGGCGUCGCGGUACGCGCGACCUCCACAACAGCAGCUUAGGUCGCCCGGCGAAGAGGGAUGUGACCGACGGGACUCUGCCUCGACCCGAACAGUUUUACGACCGCAGUCUGGGCCGCCGCACCGCCAAGAGCGAGCAUUUCGGCAGCGGCGGCGCCUACGGGGACCACGAGUUGUUCGAUGACAUCAUGGCGGCAAAGAGGGACCUCUACGAGCCCAAAGUGACGCCCGGGAUUCACACGGUCAAGGCGGACCUAUAUCAGACCUACAGCAACAACGGCAAUGGGGACUCUUACCAAAGCAUCCUCGGAAUGUAUGCAAACCGUAAACCCUACCAGGCCACGCUGGAGAGCUACAGAAGUGGUCUGAAUCCCGACGGAGGGAGGAAAUACUCAAAUGAACAACAGUGGCUCGACAGUGGAAAGUACUGAUUGUGUGUGUGUGUGUGCGUGGGUGUGUGUGGGUGUGUGUGUGUGUGUGGGUGUGUGUGUGUACAGUAAAAUUAUGUCUGGUGAUGGACGUGGAUGGUAAAAAAAGUUGCAUGUGCAUGGUUUGAAACUAAUUUAACUGGAGGAAAACAACCUGAUGUUGCUUGUCAUUAUCAGCAAUACAUCCGGAAAGCAUUCACUUUUUGCACAUUUGUAAUCGAUCCCAUGGGUAUAUAAUUAAUAAUUAUGACAAAUUGAGAUCCAAGUACAGAGCAUUACACAUUUUUAGUAAGAAUGAUUUCAAGGGUCGCUUAACAUGUCAGCUGGGAUCGGCUCCAGGUGUCCAUGACCCGAAUGGGGACAUCAGAAAAUGAUUGAAAAUGGAUGGAAUUUGGUGAUUUAGUUUAUUCCAUUAUCACAUAUCCCUUAUGUUGCAGAGUUCCUUGCCGAAGAGCGACUUUUUGUUUUCUUUUUUUGACCAUGACAUACUCGGAGGAACACAAAUAGGGGGGAAAUUACUAGAUCGCAGCGAUGAAUGCGGAUUUCAUUCUUGGAAAAGGUGUCAUUUGAUAUCAUCACUCUGGAAAGAUUGAACAUUGCGGUGCUGCAUACACUGAACCAACGUCAUGAAGUGAGCUUGAUAAAGUGCAGUUUGCGUUUGCUUUUUAUCAUACCAUAGCGCACGGGUUCCCAACCGCCGGUCCACGGACCGGUACCGGGCCGCACAGAAAAAAAACUUGCCUUAAUUCCGUUUUAUUUAUUUCGGAAUACGAAAGUUGUAUUAUUUUGAAAAAAUAUCGGAUUCUCAGUUACAUCUGUCUAUGUCACGCUUGACUAACGUCAAGACACGCUUCUCCGUCACGUGACCAAUUACGCUAAAAACAAAAACGCUUGCGCUCGCAAAAUGAGUAAAAAAAGCUGCUGGACAUCACUAAUGAAAGCGGCCUUAAAAGUGUGUUCGAGACAACUGGAUAAAGUUAUGGCUGAAUACUCUGAGAUCGCCACAAUAGAACUGUUGAUAUUUCCUACCUGUGUGAGGUGCGGGGUUUCUGCAGCAACGGCGACUAAAACAAAAUUACGAAGUCGACUGUACAUAAACCACACACUUAAGGUGUCAUUGUCUCCAAUUAACCCGAGAUGGGACCGUUUGGUUGCAGAAAAUCAAGCUCGGGGCUGAGGUGAGUCGUCAUUUUCAUGCACUUUGAAUUUGCGUUGUAUCGUAUUUUGUAGGCAUUGAACAUUACCAUAGCGAUCAGUGUUGCGGCCAGAUUAGACGCUCCUUGUGUUUAUCAUGAUAUUUCGAAAACACCACAGUUUUCAUGUAGCUAAUACCAUCUUAUUUUGUUUUAUUAAUCCGGCACACCUUAAAUGCCGGUCCCUGAAAAUAUUUUCUGACAUAAACCGUCCGUGGGGCAAAAAAGUUGGGGACCCCUGCCAUAGCGGACAACACUAUGGAGGAUUAACCGAGGCCUCAAACAUCACGUUGAUAUUGUGCACUCAAGAGUAUUCGCGUGGUGCAUUCGGAAAAGAAACUGUGCAUGGCAUUUGCAUGACCUGUUGACAUCUCACUGAUGUGCUGUGCCUGUCUAUGUUCAUUGGAGUCAUUCCAAACCAUGAGCAGAAUGCAAGUGCUCGUUUUUGUGUCGUACAGUUGUGAAACAUCACGAUCGUAAAGCCGGAAUUCAGAAAUGGCUCCUUCCUAUUUCCUUGUGAAUCGAUCCGUUUUGAUUCGUCGUGCCUGUGAGUGUUGAGGUUGCUUAAUUAAUAAUGCAGCAUGUUAUUGAGGGACGUUCACCUGUGCUGAUAUUCGUAAAGAUGCGAAAUGUCUUGAUGUCUAAACCUGCUUUGUAUGUUUGUAAAGUAAAUAAACAAUCCAGUCGGCGA